This is a messenger RNA of Echinostoma caproni, 717 nucleotides long. The record is from the annotation of a GenBank genome assembly. Lineage: Eukaryota; Metazoa; Platyhelminthes; Trematoda; Plagiorchiida; Echinostomatidae.
AAAAAGCUGAUUUGUGUUGUAACUGGUAUAUUAUUUAUUGCCAUUCUUAGAAACAUUUUUUCGAAUUCAGAGAGUGUGUUCUCGAGACGUUUUCAUGAUCAAUUGGCUAUUAUGUAUAAUGAUGCCUCGGUCUUGGAGAAUCACCAUCUGGCCGUCGCGUUUCAACUGCUCAAUCGACCGGGCUGUGAUAUGUUUGAAAGUUUGGUCAAAAAGCAACGACUCAGUUUGCGACGAAUGGCCAUUGAUAUGGUAUUGGCCACCGAUAUGUCAAAACACAUGAGCCUACUUGCAGAUCUGAAAACCAUGGUUGAAACAAAGAAAGUGGCUGGUUCAGGGAUUCUCACCUUGGAUAACUACAGUGAUCGAAUGCAGAUUCUGCAAAAUAUGAUUCACUGUUCCGAUUUGAGCAAUCCGACAAAACCGCUGGCCCUGUAUCGACAAUGGAAUACACGGAUUAUGGAGGAGCACUUCCGACAGGGGGACCGAGAACGGGAACAGGGUCUGGAACUGAGUCCAAUGUGUGAUCGGAACACGGCUUCGUUGGAAAAGACCCAGGUUAGCUUCAUUGACUACAUUGUGCAUCCAUUGUGGGAAACCUGGUCUGAAUUGGUACACCCGGAUGCUCAGAAAAUUCUGGAAACUCUGGAGGAAAACCGAGAAUGGUAUUUGGCCAGAAUGGUGGAAGAUUCACAGAAUGAGCAGAAAGAAAAUGAAUAA